Messenger RNA from Oncorhynchus nerka (sockeye salmon), 1698 nucleotides. Its product is annotated as trypsin I-P1-like. NCBI's taxonomy places the organism in Eukaryota, Metazoa, Chordata, Actinopteri, Salmoniformes, Salmonidae. Gene Ontology annotation, biological process: proteolysis. The coding region runs from base 68 to 835 and encodes 255 amino acids. Gene Ontology annotation, molecular function: serine-type endopeptidase activity. The transcript is spliced from 6 exons. The record is from RefSeq and is a predicted model, not a curated record.
CUGGAACCACCAGUUGGAGAUACCAAAAGGCUGUGCAGUGAAGGAUUGUGGCUGUUGUGAAGUAAACAUGGAACAGUUGACAUGGUCUGCAGUGCUGCUCCUACUGGCUCUCUCAGUCAGAGAGACAUUUACACAGAGAAUCAUCGGAGGACAAGAAGUCGAACGGUAUUCUAUCAAGUACCAGGCAUCUAUACAGUACAACAGGAACCACUACUGUGGAGCCACCCUCAUUCGGCCCCAGUGGGUGGUGUCUGCUGCCCACUGCUGGAGACCGGCCCAGCUGAUCCAGGUGGUUUUGAGUGAGCACAGUCUGGUCGAGGAAGAAGGCUUCGAGCAAGUGUUCAACAUAUCCAAGAUCUUGGUCCACUAUAGCUACAACUACAAGACUUUCAACAAUGACAUCAUGCUCAUCAAGCUCAGUGAGCCAGCCAAGCUCAAUGCCUACGUUCAGCCUGCCCCACUGCCAGAAGACGACACCCCUGCUCUCCCAGGGUACACCACCUGUACGGUGAGCGGCUGGGGCGUCACGCGUAUCUACAGCUACUUCCUGUCCCCUGUGCUGCGUGCUGUGGAUGUGCAGACCAUUCCUUACUGCCACCAAUACUACUACUGGAGGAUCACAGAAAACAUGAUGUGUGCUGGGUCUCGCUUUGGUGGCAAGGACUCCUGUCAGGGCGACUCGGGCGGACCCCUUAUCUGCAAUGGAAACUUGGAAGGCAUCGUCUCAUGGGGAAUCAGCUGUGCCAACCCUUACUUCCCAGGAGUCUACACUCAAGUCAGAAUGUAUGUCAGAUGGAUCGACUGGAUCAUCAACAGUGACAACCCCAACAACUAAAUCAAGACCAAUGUCCAGGAAGGGUAGUGCACCCAGGGAAGAGAACAGUUCCACAAUGAAUUGAAUAGAAGGAUAUAAAUCACCAUGAGGUCAAAUAAAAUACUACACUAUUCCACUCCUGCUUGUCACAGUUUUAAACCAUAUGAACAAGAGCAGUGGCUGAGGCAUCACAUUAGCUGUGAGUAGAGGGCCAACAUAGAGGCAAUAUUAGGGGAAGUAGCACAGAGAUCCUACAGUAUGUCAUUCUGUGUGGAAUAGCAAUAAACCACCAUUUUAAUUACUUUACGUGUAUAAGGUAUGUAUAUUUUGGGGUCAAUGAAAAGUGGAUGGGAAGUAGGAAUAUGGAAAGACAUAUUCAUAUUCUGUUCCAUGUUUCUGAGGAGAGAGGUGAAAGGAAAUAGUUAGUCUCUGAUAAGGCAGGACAGCUGCGGAACUGCGGAGGAGUGAGGAAUGCGUCUCGAGGUCAAAUCAACAGAUGAAGUGAGAAGAAACCUCUGGGAGGGGUGCCAGAGUGGCCCACCACAAUGUCUUUCCUACUGUAGUACUUUUAAAAUGUAUUUUACCUUUAUUUAACUGGGCAAGUCAGUUAAGAACAAAUUCUUAUUUACAAUGAUGGCCUACCGAGUAACAGUGGGUUAACUGCCUUGUUCAAGGGCAGAACAACAGAUUUUUACCUUGUCAGCUCGGGGAUUCAAUCCAGCAACCUUUCAGUUACUGGCCCAACGCUCUAACCACUAGGCUACCUACCACCCCAGGUAGAAUAAAGUGAAAUAAAGUUUUAAAAUAUAUAUGUGCUUGUGUAAUCAUGCCUUGUCUUGUCAGCUGUAUGACCUAGUGGGUGAAUAAACUUGGUAUGAGCUUUU